GCUAACAGCCGGAGACAGUAAUGGCGGCGUCGGUGUUGCUGGCGGACAACACCGGACUCAACUUCACGGUUGGAGGCGGAAGCGCCGGGAAUGUUUUAGUUGGGAGUAAUAACGGAGUGGGAGCGGCGGGCCCGGUGCCCUGGAACCGCUCAGUGGACCGGGCUCUGGAGGAAGCCUCGGCCACCGGGAGCCUGAACCUCAGCGGCCGGAAGCUGAAGGAGUUCCCGCGGAGCGCUGCUAACCACGACCUGUCCGACUGCACCAGGGCCGACCUGUCUCGUAACCGUCUCUCGGAGCUUCCUCUGGAGGUGUGUGUCUUCGUGUCUCUGGAGAGUCUGAACCUUUAUCAGAACUGUCUCCGCUCGCUCCCCGACAGCCUGCUCAACCUGCAGGCCCUCACCUACCUGAACCUGAGUCGGAACCAGCUGGCCGUCCUCCCUGUGGUCGUGUGCACGUUGCCUCUCAAGGUUCUCAUCGCCUGCAACAACAAGCUGGUCUCCCUCCCCGAGGAACUGGGCCAGCUCCGCCACCUCACCGAGCUGGAUGUGAGCUGUAAUGAGAUCCAGACUCUGCCGUCUCAGGUCGGCCAGCUGGAGGCGCUACGAGACCUGAACAUCAGGAGGAACCACCUGGUUACACUUCCCCCAGAGCUGGCGGAGCUUCCUCUGGUGCGUUUGGACUUCUCGUGUAACAAAGUGACGUCGAUCCCCGUCUGCUACCGUCGCCUCACGCAGCUGCAGACCAUCGUCCUCGACAACAACCCCCUGCAGGCCCCCCCCGCACAGAUCUGCAUCAAGGGGAAAGUUCACAUAUUUAAAUAUCUGAACCUGGAGGCCAGCAAGACCACGCCAGACCUGCCAGACUACGACCGGAGACCUCUCACCUUCAGCUCCUGUGUGGACGAGCUGUAUCCCGGUCGUCCGUACGGAGCGUUGGAUUCUGGGUUCAACAGUGUCGACAGCGGAGAUAAGAGAUGGUCGGGCAACGAGCCGACAGAGGAGCUGUCAGAGCUGCCACUGAGAGUAGCCGAGAUCAGCAGAGAUCAGAGACACAGACGAGAGGACGGCCGAGGAGGAGCUGCGCUGGCCAACGGGACACAUGUGGAGUUGGAGCAGAUUGACUUCAUAGACAGCUGUGUGGGGGAGGAGGAGGAGGAGGAGGGGAGGAGUCGAGCAGCAGCAGCGGCGGCGGCAGCAGCAGCAGGGGGAGGAGACAGUGCCAGCCUCAGCUCACAGUUCAUGGCGUAUAUAGAGAGACGCAUCACCAGAGAGGGUUCGCCCGUUAAAACCAACUCAUCCAGAACAGAAGACACGAGGAGACACAACAGGAGUGUGGUGGACGGAGUGACGGCGCCCUCUAGCUCCCACAAUCAGAGAGGGGGGGGGCUCAGCUCAGGGGGGGUGGAGAGGAUGAGAAGGGAGGCUCAGCUCGCUGCUCUGAGGUACGACGAGGAGAGACAGAAAACACGCUCCCUGCAAAGAGACUCUGUCAGCAGCUACAGCAAGCAUAAAGCUCAGAGUCCAACGAAGACGAGUCCAGACAGUGAGAGUGUGUACCCCUCCAGACGCUCCACCCACACAGACGACUCCGCGCUCUUCAUGGGAGAGGACCGAGCCGCUCUGUCUCCUACAGCCAAUCAGUCGCCUUCGUACCCCGGCUCUGGGGGCGUGGCCUCCUGUCGGACCGCCAGCGUGAGGCCGGAGAGCUUCCUGUAUCGCCUCGGCCAGAAGGAGGAGAAGAGGAGAGGUGACGCUGCAGCUGCUCCUCAGAACCAGGAAGAGACUCCUGCUGCUCCGCCUCUGAUGGGAGAAGACGCACAGCUGGUGGAGCAGCUCAGAAAGAACAUCGAGGCUCGCCUGAAGGUGUCGUUGCCUAGCGACCUGGGAGCAGCGCUGACAGACGGCGUGGUACUGUGUCACCUGGCCAAUCACGUGCGACCACGCUCCGUCCCCAGCAUCCACGUCCCCUCCCCCGCAGUGCCUAAACUCACCAUGGCCAAAUGUCGACGGAACGUGGAGAACUUCCUGGAGGCGUGUCGCAGGAUCGGCGUCCCACAGAGUCAGUUGUGUCUUCCUCUGCACAUCCUGGAGGAGCGAGGGCUCCCUCAGGUGGCCGGGACCGUCGCCGCCCUGCUCGACCUGGCCCCGCCCCGUCACCCGGCAACCAGCAGCACCACGACGACGUCAUCGACCACAGCCGGACCCUCCGUCACCAUGUAGACGACGCUAACGCCGCCGCCGCCGCACACGCUCAGUCUGUCUCCUGUCGUAGGAUCUGGACCUGAUGGAGACCUGAACGCAGCGAGGAUCCGAACACACACACUGACACACGAGUAACACUAACAUGAUCACAUGACAUCAGAGCGUCACGUGACCCCGCCUCUUACGAUUGGACGAGACAGAUUUGUGUUUAACGAGUCCGAGAAAAUAAUUAAACAUUAAAAAUUAAAACGACAGGUGAGAAAAGAAAAAAGAUCAGCUGAUGAUUCAGUUUGUUUGUUUUUGGAUUUUUUACGAUAUAACCCAAAUUUAUCGUACACGUUUCACACUCACAAACUUUAUCUGACGUUAACUUUAAUUUUAUACGUAUUUAUUUAUGAAUCUACGAAACAAUCUGAAUCCAAAUAAAAUCAUGUUCAAGUUAAAAAUCUUAACAAGAAAUUAGAAUUCGUACAAAUACGAAAAAACAAACUAUUUAUUAUUUCUCCAUCGACACUGAACUGUAACGGGGCUCGAUGCUAACAGCUAACGAUAGCUAACGUAGACGUACAGUUAUUAAUGACACUAAUCUGGCUCGCUGCUAACGAUACAGUUGGACUGGAAAUGACGCUAACGUAAAGAAAGUUACUGCUAAUGUAAAACUGAAGUUUUUGUGGUUCAGAGACCUACGCUAACAUACGCUAACAUUAUAAACCUAGCCGGUGUGGAGUUUAAGCUAACACAGCUAACUGUAGUUAACAUUAGUUACUCUGUUUGAGGUUGAUUACGCUAACAAUGCUAAAUGCUAAUGAUGGUAAACAUACACAACAUGAAACUUGAAACAGUUAGCUUCAAAUAUUAGCUAACAUUAAUGUACUGACAGCUGAUGCUAACUGCUGGCUAACAUAAAUAGAAGGAGCGGGUUUGAAAAUGGUAACUGGUAGCAUUAGCUAACGUUAUGCACAGAAUAUUUUUAAGUUGAGUGGAAAUCUUAAAAAUAAACAAUCUGAUAUUAGGUUAAAGUUUUUAAACAUUAGUUAACUUUAGCCGGGUUAGGGUUAGCAUAGACUUCAGCUAAUGGACGUUUCUGAGCUAACGUUAAUGUGCUGGGUUUUGUGUUUAAGCUAACGUUGCUUCAUGCUAACGUCAGUAAAGGUGGUUUACAGUUUACAUCAUCAAUGCUAACAGCUAACGAUAGCAAACAUGGAUGUACAGUGAUUGUUUUAAACAUGCUAACAUUAAGCUAACACGGCUAGCUGUAAAGUUAGCUAACAUGGCUGCACACUAACGUAGCUUCAUGCUAACGUAGCUGUAAUCAGUCGGAGCUUCAGUCGGUGUUUCGUGUCUCCACCAAAUCCAAAAUAUUUAAAGUCAGUUUGGUUCUUUAUUAAGUUCCGAUCUUGGACCUGCGUGAUCGUUCUUCAUCAGUGAGGAUGAUGAUGAUGAUGAUGAUGAUGAUGAUGAAGAGGAGUCAGACUGAAGCAGAUGUUACAGUGACUGAAGGUCCUGAUUGGCCGAGGAGGAUCAGGUGACCCGUCAGCGUGUCAUCAUGGAAACGGACAGCCGGCUGUUUUUUUAAUCUUUUAUUAAAUGUUUGUGUACAAAUAUAUUCUGUAAAUAUAAACAUAUAUAUAUAUAUAUAAAUAUAUAUAUAUGAGGCUGGAACGUGUUGCCAUGGCAACGCGGAGCAUCAUGGACGCUCAGAGUCCCGAAUCAAAGGUCAAAGGUCAAAGAAUAUGUUAAAGAAACUGACAGAAAUCCAAAUUAACCUCAUUAAUCACCUGUUCACACCUGUUCUCACUUUUCCACACCUGCUCACACCUGUUCACACCUGC
This is a messenger RNA of Scomber japonicus (chub mackerel), 4033 nucleotides long. RefSeq names its product leucine-rich repeats and calponin homology (CH) domain containing 3 (gene lrch3). The coding region runs from base 21 to 2219 and encodes 732 amino acids. Lineage: Eukaryota; Metazoa; Chordata; Actinopteri; Scombriformes; Scombridae. The record is from RefSeq and is a predicted model, not a curated record. The transcript has 20 exons. Gene Ontology annotation, molecular function: protein binding.